UGCCCCGGUCCGCGUACAGGUGUCGCCGCGGUCGACUCGGGUUUUUCGUUCUCCGCUCCCGGACUCUUCGCAUGUGAGAUUCAUGUGGUUCGCCCGCGACUAUUAACCACACGAUACCGAGUUCGACGCGCUCUCCUCGCCCGGAUGUGCUAAUAAUAAUAACACAAUAAUCAUAAUAAUCAUAAUAAUAAUAGUAAUAAUAAUAAUAAUAAAAAUACGUGAUAUUAUAAUAUUUAUUAAAUAAUAUUGAUAUUGUGAUCGAUUCGCAAGAACCGUUUGAUUUGUCGUACGUAUAUUAUAUUAUGGUGUAAUUACAGCAAUAAUCAUCGCGAUAUUAUUAUUAACGCAUAUUAUAUUAUUUUUAUUGUCGUCCGUCGUGUACGCGUAUAGUAGUCGCAUCGCGAAAAAACUAUAAUACUUUUUUACUUUUUCGUUUCGUUUGGUUUUUUAUUAAAAUUUUUUUUUUUUCAUUUUUGUUUCGACCGCCGCGCCGAUAACUUUUUGCUCCGGAACCCGAAUUCGACGACAUUGCCGCACAGUUAAAUAUUUACCUACGUUUAUUCCGUUUGACUUUUAUGUUUUUUGUUUUGUUUCGUUAACUUAUCUUUCAUUCGUUCGCGUCAUUUUAUUUAUAUUUUCAUAUACGAGUGAAGUGCGUUUCUUGUGACAGAUAAUUAAAAUUUUUUUUUUUCAAUUUCAUACUUUUUCGAAAAUCAUCGUUAUCUUAUAUGUUUGACUAUUUUUUCCCGUCGCUUAAAGUCCUAGGAUCGCCUAGGACCUCAAAUUAAAUUUAGUGCGAAACAUGGAAGCUUCUUAUUGCAUCGGAAACGACGUUGACGUAUGCCGAAUGUUCGAUCAAUAUUUAUACAAGCUUAUUUGAACGCGGAUUGAUACGGGCCGUGCAUAACGCGUUCUAUUACGAACGAACUCUUCUUCGGACGGUCAUAAAAUCAAUUUAAGCUGCGGUUAUCGUCGCGAAGGGACUUCCGAACGCGCCAAUCAAUUAUUCCGAACGUAAACUAUGCACUGACGUCGUGUCGAUAUAUAGAAUAAACAAAAGCUAUCCCGUACCCAGGACCGACAACCUGGACUUGUCUCUAUCGGUGGCCCACAACAUGCACAACAACAACAACAAUAACAACAACAACCACUACACAAGCAUGGCGGAACACACAUUUCACACGCCGAGUUUCGGGGACGAGGGUUUCGAUAUCCCGUCGAUGGGCAAUCAAGGAAACAACUCGACCACCUCGCCGAGUUGUAACAACGUGUCCACUCCGUCUAACGGUUCGGCCGAUUCCAUAAUCACUUCGCACACGCAACCGCAGCCGCCGUCUUUGGCAUAUCAACACAGCCAACAGAUGAUGAAUCACCAUCAUCCACAGGACACUGGCAUGCAGGGAAUGAACUCGCACAACUCACACCAUUCGCAUCAAUCGGCUUACCAACAGCCACUCUACUUGACCGGCCACGAACACGGCCUGGGCCUGAACGUUAGUUCCAGUUACUCUCAACCGAGUUACACUCCAUUGAACAACACGAAUACCACGAACGGUGCACAGAACGGCAUGAUGUAUCAUCGGCACCACCAAGCGUCUAACCAACAACAACAGCACCACCAAGCGUCCAACCAACAGCAGCAGCAACAACAGCAGCAACAGCAACAGCAGCAGCAGCAGCAACAGCAGCAACAACAACAACAACAACAACAACAACAACAGCAACAACAGCAACAGCAACAACAGCAACAGCAACAACAGCAACAUCAUCAUCAGCAGCAACAGCACCCACCCACCCACAUGCCACAGCCAACCCAUUUACCAGCCCACCACUACACCAACAUGGGACCACCAGCCACCAGUCCACUGACCCCUUCGUUGGACAUGCACCGACACUCCAAUCCCACGCCAACGCCGGAAGGUAUAAACACUACCAGCGAUGACAGCGAUGACAGCACACCGCAUCAAACGAUGCUUGCAAUCAAGAGAGAAAGGUUAUCUCCGGAACCGUUGGAUGGUUGCGGAAUCAUGAAAAUGCAGCAAAAGAAACCGAAACCGACGAAAAAGAAGAAGAAAAGGGAUCCCAAUGAACCGCAAAAACCGGUAUCUGCUUACGCGCUCUUCUUCCGGGACACCCAAGCGGCGAUCAAAGGUAAAAAUCCUAAUGCUAGUUUCGGCGAAGUGUCCAAGAUCGUGGCGUCCAUGUGGGAUUCGUUGGACGCAGAUCACAAAAAUGUGUACAAGAAGAAAACGGAAGCCGCCAAGAAGGAUUACUUGAAGGCCUUGGCUGCAUACAGAGCGAGUCUUGUAUCGAAGGGAGGAGAACCGGACUCGAACAUGUACGCUGGUGGGUACGUGGGCAGCUAUGGUGGCGUGUACAACGGAUACUCACCACCCGCAGGCCUACCGUCGCCACCCAUGUCUGUGCCGUCGCCGCACUCGCAAGUUCACGGCCAAGUCAAGAAGUCAGCCAUGAUGAUGGACAAUCGGGUACCGGUCAUGAACAGCCAUCCGCAAAACCACAACCAAUCGCAACAGACAGCCGGUCUGAUCGGCAGCCACAACCAGGUCGCGCCAGGACUGAACCAUUUAUCGCAGCAUCCCCAGGUUGGACUUCCUCCAUCGCCACAACAGUCACAGCCCCCGACGCCACCGGCCAAUGUUUCAUCUGCAUACUGGCCGUGGUGUUUCAACCCGACGCAAAACAGCCAUUAGCCGGUGUCUCGCCGACACCAGCUCAGUAGCAGUCGGUCGACGUGUGCAUACGAAACGGAUGCGGCAACGACGUCGUAUGUCUCGCACCGGAAGCCGGAUGGGACGACGAGUAUAAUCGCGGUUACGAGUGUCGGCACCAACACUGCAAGAUUACGGUGAACGACUGGUCUUAAGGGCGCUAAAGAGGCCAUAAACCAAACGCCCUAAGUCGAUCAUCCUCCUCGUCCUCUUCCGGAAAACCAAGAGACCUGAAGACCGCUGUCUGUCCCUUGUAUAUUAUACGAUUAUUAUUAUAUAUUAAUUAUUACAUUGUAUUAUAUUAUUAUUAUUAUUAUUAUUAUAAUUAUUAUUACGUAUGUAAAUCCCUGUGACUACGAGUAUCUCAUAUUAUAAUGCUUGUGAAUAUUUAUAUUUAUAAGAAAAAAAUAAUAUGAUAAUUGAUAAUAUUAUUAUAUCUAACGCGUACUAUAAUAUGAUAUUAUUAUUACAUACAUAAAUAUAAUAUAUUAUGCUGCAGUUUGUACAUAUAUAUAUGUAUAUUUUUUUUUGUUGCGAUAAUAUCAUUGAAUCAUUAUGAAUGUAAAUAAGAAUGUCGUAUUUAAGCAAUAAAUUUGCUCCUGUAAAUGUAAGCAAUGUCUCUCGCGACAAUCCCAAUGCUGUUUUUGUGCACAUAAUAAAUAUAAACAUAAUAUUAUUAAUAUUGUUAAAAUGAACUACUAUUUUUUAACGUUUAAACCGUUUUUUUAUGUUAAAGCAUUAAGUUUUUUUUUAAUGUAAAUAAUAUUUACAAUUUUGUUUUGUAUUAUAUAUUAAAUAUAAUAUAUGACCUAAACCGUACAAGCGAUAUGGCUAAGUUCACGUUAGUCUUGUCUUACAUAUUAUUAUUUACCAUAAAACCAUUGGUAACUAGUACCACGGUAAAUAAAGUAUUCAUGUCAAUCGUGCACUGUAAAUUGUCACGUGUUUAAGUUAUAAAGUGUUAUGAUACCUACUAAAGGACAUUUAAAAUGUAAAAAAUUAUAGCUAGGUACUCAUAUCAUUGUGAAAUUAUAUUAUUUUUUAUUCAAGUAUUAACAUUAUUGCCUAAUAUUUAUUUUUGUUUUAUUUUUAUUUUAUUAUUUAGCCAAAUUGAAAAUUUUAAAGUUGUUAUUAUACUGAAUAUUUUUUCUCUUUUGUUUAUUUUUAAGUAGGUAUGAUUUUAUACUUUGUACAUAAAUGAUUAAGAACGCUCAUGUUAUCUGUUGUUUUUCAAUCUGUUUAUAUAGUAUAUAAAUAAAAUGUAAACGAUUAAAAAUGAAAAAUGAAAAAUAAAAAAUGUAAUUAAAUAGUAGAAAAUAAUUGCUAGUU
Acyrthosiphon pisum (pea aphid) is the source of this 4061-nucleotide messenger RNA. Its product is annotated as GATA zinc finger domain-containing protein 10. NCBI's taxonomy places the organism in Eukaryota, Metazoa, Arthropoda, Insecta, Hemiptera, Aphididae. The record is from RefSeq and is a predicted model, not a curated record. Bases 1116 to 2714 code for a protein of 532 amino acids. Gene Ontology annotation, biological process: regulation of transcription by RNA polymerase II. Gene Ontology annotation, cellular component: nucleus. The transcript has 14 exons. Gene Ontology annotation, molecular function: chromatin DNA binding.